Penicilliopsis zonata CBS 506.65 is the source of this 238-nucleotide messenger RNA. RefSeq lists its product as hypothetical. The transcript has a single exon. Lineage: Eukaryota; Fungi; Ascomycota; Eurotiomycetes; Eurotiales; Aspergillaceae. The coding region runs from base 53 to 226 and encodes 57 amino acids. The record is from RefSeq and is a predicted model, not a curated record.
UCGUGGCUUCAAGGUUUAGAGCAACAAAAGUCGAGAAUUUGAAUUGGAGCACAUGGUUCUGUCAGCUGUUUCGAGGCUUUUAUCGGUUCUGAAAAAAAAGACUUUGCUGAGUGAUCUUCUGACAGCUGUUCCGGUCCUCGUUCUGCGUGUGGUAGCAGCCGGACUCUCGUCCUUAACUAGUACACUAUUUUGUUGGUCGCACUACUAUUUCUACAAAAAAAUAUGAAUGGAAUGGGCC